Molecule: messenger RNA, 378 nt
Organism: Galeopterus variegatus (Sunda flying lemur)
Lineage: Eukaryota; Metazoa; Chordata; Mammalia; Dermoptera; Cynocephalidae
Gene: SPACA4
Product: sperm acrosome associated 4
Exons: 1
Coding region: 1-378 (125 amino acids)
Source: RefSeq, a predicted model, not a curated record
AUGGUUCUCAGCUGGCUGCUGCUUCUGGUGAUGGCUCUGUCCCCAGCCACACUGGGUGUCAAGGAGUGCAUCUUCUGUGAGCUGACCGACUCCACGCAAUGCCCUGGCACCCUCAUGCACUGUGGUGAGGACGAGGACUGUUACACGGGCCAUGGGGUAGCCCCAGGCACCGGUCCAAUCAUCAACAAAGGCUGUGUACACUCCACCUCCUGCGGCCGUGAGCAGCCUGUCAACUACAAGGGCAUCACCUACAACCUCGUCAGCAACUGCUGCUCUGGCAACCUGUGUAACAAUGCCCAUGGCUCCACUGGCAGCCAAACGAUGGGGCUCACCCCCAGUCUGGAGCUGGGCUUGCUGUUGCUCCGACAUUUGCUGUGA